Molecule: messenger RNA, 763 nt
Organism: Spodoptera exigua (beet armyworm)
Lineage: Eukaryota; Metazoa; Arthropoda; Insecta; Lepidoptera; Noctuidae
Source: the annotation of a GenBank genome assembly
UAUCAUUUUCAUUUUAGUAAAAUAACCUAACUUGCUGCGAACUGGAAAUUUAAGUUUUUUAUUUAAUAAAUAAAUAAUUAAAACAAUGUCUCAAAAAGCGCCAUCAAAAAACCCGAAAUCUAAAUCCAGUGAAGAAAUUUUCUCUGGAUUUCAAAAUCUUCGAGCUGAACAACGCCAACUAGCAAACAAAAUUUCAGAGUUGGAAAUGGAUCUCAACGAACAUAAAAUAGUAAUUGAAACUCUCCGUGGUGUGGACAAAACUCGCAAAUGUUUUCGUAUGGUGGGCGGAGUUCUAGUUGAACGUACAGUUGCUGAAGUUUUGCCUGAACUUGAGAGUAAUUGUGAACAAUUGCCGAAAGCUCUCAAAGCAUUGGAAGAACAACUUACAAAAAAAGGUCGCGACAUUAAUGAAUACAUAGAAUGCCACGACAUACGCCUCCAGCGAGUAGAUCGCCCUCCUGCUGAGGCUGCACCAGAGCAGCCCUCGAAGUCUAAUGUUCUAGUAGCCAGUGGAUAACUUUGAUUGUAUUUAUCAUAAAUUGUUAUUAAUAUCUUCUUAAGUACUAAAAGCUUUCUUGUUUCAAUAUUUGGGACAGAAAUGUAUACCACUUGGUGCUUUAACAAUCACACUCGUCUAAAACUACCAGAAGUCCAAACAUGGAAGUGUUAUUCAAAUUAUGGUGACCCAAUGAGUGUAACAUGGAUGGGGUAUUGUUAAAAGUGUACUAGUGGUACUAUGUCUGAAGUAUUAUCGCAACUUGCU